Messenger RNA from Saccostrea cuccullata (small rock oyster), 396 nucleotides. RefSeq lists its product as uncharacterized. The record is from RefSeq and is a predicted model, not a curated record. Lineage: Eukaryota; Metazoa; Mollusca; Bivalvia; Ostreida; Ostreidae. The transcript has a single exon. Bases 4 to 360 code for a protein of 118 amino acids.
UCAAUGGUUGACAAAACAAGACAGACGAAGUCAGAGCACUCGCGGGAAAACAAACCUAAAGAAUGGCCUGAUAUGAUCGUCAUCAUCGCCCUGCCUUCAGUUUCCACUGUUGCCGUCUCAAUGAUCGUCAUGGUUGUCCUGGUGUUCCGACGAGGACAAAAGAAAGCAAACCAGAGAAACCCGAAUAGAAUGUCAUGCAUAUCAAAUAAUGGGCGAGCCACAUCUUACUACGAAAUAGACGACAGAAAUCUUGUUCCUAACAGAUUUAGUAAAGGAGAAAGUAAUGCUGGGGAAUACGUAGGUCUGGACGAGAAAAAGGUCGAGAAAAGCAAGUACACAACAUUGCCUCAAAGGAAAUGAUAAAAGACAACCAGUUCUUGUUAUCAUAACAUUCUG